GUGAAACUAGUGGACAGCCCGUCAGAAGAGUUAUCAAAACAGAUUUAUAAUUCACAUAACUGCGACUGGAGCCAUGGCAACCGACUCAUGGGCUCUUGCUGUGGACGAACAAGAGGCUACAACCAAGUCUAUUGGCAGUUUGCGGAUUCUGGAUGUGGGACAUAGACCUGUUCUUUGCACUAAUGGGAGAACAAAACCCGUUGAUGAUGGUGACAAAUCUGACGAAGAGGAUAAAGAGGACAAAGCCACACAGUCCCUCUUAAAUAAACUGAUCAGAAGCAGUCUAGUCAACAACACAAACCAAGUGGAGGUUCUUCAGAGAGAUCCAAACUCCCCACUAUAUUCAGUGAAGACCUUUGAGGAGCUGAGAUUGAAACCUCAGCUGCUCAAAGGUGUGUAUGAAAUGGGCUUCAACAGACCCUCUAAAAUCCAAGAGAAUGCACUUCCCAUGAUGCUUGCAGAACCACCUCAAAAUCUGAUCGCUCAGUCUCAGUCUGGCACCGGUAAAACGGCCGCCUUCGUGUUGGCCAUGCUCAGCCAUGUGGACCCAACCCUUAAAUGGACUCAGUGUUUGUGCAUUUCUCCCACUUAUGAGCUUGCUCUGCAGACGGGUAAAGUCAUUGAACAGAUGGGCAAAUUCUACCCAGAAGUCACUCUGGCGUAUGCUGUUCGUGGACACAGAAUGGAGCGUGGUGUUGAAAUCAGAGAGCAAAUUGUCAUCGGCACACCUGGAACCGUUCUGGUCUGGUGCAUCAAGCGGAAGCUCAUUGACCCAAAGAAGAUCAAAGUGUUUGUUUUGGAUGAGGCUGAUGUCAUGAUCGCCACACAGGGACACCAGGACCAGAGCAUCCGCAUUCAGAGAAUGCUUCCCAGAGGCUGCCAGAUGUUACUUUUCUCUGCUACAUUUGAGGAGUCUGUGUGGAAAUUUGCUGAGCGGAUUGUGCCUGACCCCAACAUCAUCAAGCUCAAACGAGAAGAGGAGACCCUGGACACUAUCAAGCAGUACUAUGUGCUCUGCAACAGCAAGGAGGACAAAUUCAAUGCACUCUGUAACAUUUAUGGAGCUAUCACUAUAGCACAAGCAAUGAUCUUCUGUCAUGUGAACUCGGAAAACAACCGGCUUGCAGGGCAGAUGUCUAAAGAAGGCCACCAGGUGGCGCUCCUCAGUGGUGAAAUGGUGGUCGAGCAAAGAGCUGCAGUUAUUGAACGUUUCAGAGAGGGCAAAGAGAAGGUUCUCAUCACUACUAAUGUCUGUGCAAGAGGUAUUGAUGUCGAACAGGUGUCCGUGGUGAUCAACUUUGACCUGCCUCUGGACAAAGACAACAAUCCAGACAAUGAGACAUACCUCCACAGGAUCGGGAGAACAGGACGAUUUGGCAAGAGAGGGCUUGCCAUCAACAUGGUGGACAGCCAGCGCAGCAUGGAGAUUCUCAAGACAAUCGAAAGGCAUUUUAAUAAGAAAAUUCUGAGGCUGGAUACAGAUGAUCUUGACGAAAUCGAAAAGAUCUCCAACUGAAGUAAUGAAGACCCAAAAUGC
Molecule: messenger RNA, 1537 nt
Organism: Xyrauchen texanus (razorback sucker)
Lineage: Eukaryota; Metazoa; Chordata; Actinopteri; Cypriniformes; Catostomidae
Gene: ddx19a
Product: DEAD-box helicase 19a
Exons: 12
Coding region: 74-1516 (480 amino acids)
Biological process (GO): poly(A)+ mRNA export from nucleus
Cellular component (GO): nucleus; cytoplasmic stress granule
Molecular function (GO): RNA helicase activity; RNA binding; ATP binding
Source: RefSeq, a predicted model, not a curated record